ACGACAGGCUUGUGUUACCGUUUCUUCUCGGGGUUCUGAAUAGAAACGGCGCAGGUGCCCGCGAGGCGGCUGAGGGAACAGAGGCGCUUUUGCCGGCUCCAGGUCUUCCGUUCUCCCGACGGAGGUUUUGCGGGAUGCCGGACCGCAAGCGCGGCUGGAACCUGUCCUUCUCGGGAUGCGGCUUCUUGGGCAUUUACCACAUCGGCGCCGCCGCCUGCUUGCAAGAGCGCGCCCCGCACCUCGUCCGCGACGCCCAACGGAUCUGCGGCGCCUCGGCGGGGGCCCUGACUGCCGCCGUCCUCGUAGGGGGCGGCUCUUUGGCGGCAGCUUGUGCAGACGUUAUGGAGCUUGCCAAAGAAGCAAGGAGGCGAAAUCUCGGUCCGUUUCACCCUUCGUUCAAUGUGAUGAAGAUAAUGAGAAAUGGAAUCUGCAAAAAUCUUCCAGAGAACACUCAUCAGUUGAUGGCAGGAAGAUUGUGCAUUUCACUUACUCGAGUUUCUGAUGGCAAAAACGUGUUGGCAUCCGACUUUAAUUCUAAAGAAGAAGUUGUUCAGGCUUUACUUUGCAGCUGCUUCCUACCUGUAUACUGUGGCCUUAUUCCUCCUUCAUUUAGAGGGGUGCGCUAUGUGGAUGGAGGAAUUUCUGACAACUUACCUCACUAUAACUCAAAGAAUACCAUCACAAUUUCACCUUUCUCUGGGCAGUGUGACAUUUGUCCUAAAGACAGCUCUGAAAACUUCCAUGAAGUGAAUCUGACCAAUACCAGCAUUCAGUGUACUUUAGGAAACAUGUAUCGUUUGACGCAAAUAUUUUACCCUCCAAAACCCCAGGAACUAGGAGAGAUCUGUGAACAAGGAUAUUCAGAUGCUCUUAGAUUCUUGAAGGAAAACGGUUUACUGCAUGACUCAAUGUCUGUUAUCUUACCUUUACAAAAAGGAGAUAAUGUACAAACCCCAGGUUAUACUGAUAAGAAAACCAUUGCAGAAAAUCAAAGCAAAGAAAAUAGGUUGAAGGAAGAAAUUGUCAUUGACCAACUGAAGUUAGCCUCAUGGCCAUUGGACAAAGCAGUUUUUGACAGUAUACCUCCUAGACUUCGCAGAGCAUUACAGGAGGCUUGUAAGGAGAAACAUGGAUUCUAUGCGCAGCUUUCUAAAUUUCUACCAAUGAGACUGAUGUCCUACAUGGUGUUGCCAUAUACCCUUCCAGUGGAAUCAGCAUAUUUUGUGGCCUUAAGAUUAGUAAAUUGGCUUCCUGAUAUCCCCAGUGAUGUGCAAUGGAUACAAAGACAGGUUUGGCAGAUUGCGGGUGCUGUAUAUUCCAAAGCAAGAGAAAGAUUUCUGAACAAUCCAAGUAAUGAAAGCCAGGUGCUGAUCAGAAAAUGCCAGACAGCACCACUGAAUAUGGGUCUUUCCUCUCCUUGUUGCCAUUCUAAAAUGCCUCAUUCUUCUGCGCGCCUCCGAGAACGGUUUUUUGAUCUUCCCUACUGUGCAGAGUCUGCUAGGAAUGAAGUUGAUACAAAUGAAAGCUUUGUGUCCAUUCCCUCUUUUUUCAUGAACUCUGAAGAAUCAGAUGUGGAAGUGGAUUUUGACUCCUUCUCUGAGCAAAGUUUCCAGACUGCCUCAAAAGUCUAGCUUGAGAACUGCUGUAUCAGACAGAGAAAUCUAAAUUUUGAAGGGGCGUGGAUUCAUGUAACACCUGCCAACCAGUCCUCUGUUUACAAUGAAUAACAAAUUGCCUCAGGUAAACUCUUUUGGCAAGAAUAGUGCCUCUUGUUCAGCUUCCUGAUGGAUUAAAAGACAGACUUGAAAGGAGGACCUCAGUGCAAUAUAACAGUGCUUACCAAACAAGAUCCCCACUAGGAAAAAUGAUCAGAUAAUGACUUUUAAAAAUAUAUAUUGGGGCAAAUGUGUAGCAAAACAGAAUUUUUAAAACUUUUAAACAACAGUCAUUUUCUACUUGCCUUUAUAAACAGUGUUUAGCACUUGAGCAAAACAAACAUCUGUACUUAACGAAAAGGACGUGGCAUAUAAGCCUUUAAUGCUUGUAUUAGCCUUACAUGUAAAUGUAAUCUUUGUGGGACGUGUUAGUGUCUUGGUCACACAUACUAUUGGCGAAUCUUCUUUUUCCCCCCUGAAGCCUAUCUAAAAAUAAUGUGUUUCAACGAGCUUUUUCUUUGAUGUAAAAAUAUCUCAGAAAUUGUUAGUAUUUCAGUACUUACAUGCUGUGGCAUACCAAGACAUCCUUAAGAACAUUCUUAAACAACGCUUUGCUUCAAAUAUUUUAGAAGAAAGCGUAAGUUCAGGACUUUUCCUGCGAAGAUGGUACAGGUGUGACAAAGGAACCUGACUGCAGAUGUCAUAUAGAGAUAACAGUUUGAUUUCAUUCAACUUCAUAAAUAGUAGGGAGUUUCCAUGUGAUUUGGAGUUUGCAGAACUGGAAAAGAAUCUAAUGAGUGAAAAGGGAUUUCAGUAGCAGCGUCCUAAGCGAGCACGACACGGAAACCUGAAGAUCAAGAACAUCUGAAAAAAAUAAUAACUUGCACAGUUCCGAGGUAAUUUGCUAAAAUAAUUCUGUAACAGGUAUCACUGAAUACAAGCAGUUUUCAGCUCAGUCUUUACUGAGAAAAAUGUACCAAAGUCAUUUAGAAUAAGGCCUUCAAGUUUCCAAUGACAUCAGAAGGUGACAUCUGUGUAGAUCGUAAAUAAAGCUGCUUCUCAAGUGGCUUGCAUAUUUAGCAGCAUGCUUUGGGAUGGCAACCCAGUUUCUCAGAGCUACUUGACACCUUGUAUAGUAGUAGCACCUCACUUCAUAGUAUUACUACUUAAAGUGAUCAGGACACUCCUUCACUAGAGCAGAUUCAUAUUUACUUUUUAGAAACACUUACAAAAUAGUUUUCAUUGUGUUUCAAACAGGUCUUGUUAGCAGGUAAGCCCUCCUCACUCCCCCUGUCCCUGGGCAUUCUAGUCGGCAGAACUAGGCUGAGCUGUUGGAAUUUAAGAAUAAAAUAAUUCUUUCCUCUUCAUACUGACCUCAGGGCUAAAGAAAAGUGGAAUUUGACCGAGGGCGAGAUUUCUUUUAUUAGGAAUGAGGUGCAAUACAGGUUGGCAAAUAUCAAAGCUUUUGUAAGUUCUGUUUGGAUUGUACUAUUUUGUUUGGAUUGUACUAUUAUGCCAUUUUCAUUUUCAGCUAUGGGCAGAUUUCAUUUACCAAAUAAUAAGCAGAUCCUCAGUUGUGACUAAAUAAGCAAAAAAGUGUGUUUUGUUUCAGUACAAUAAUCAGUCUGCUUUAAAUUGUUGAUAAAAGUUUCCCCAGAUAUUGUUUAAUUGACUUAUUUAUAUUCUUGUUGGUGCUGUUGAACUUACUGUCUCUGACCUACACGUCUUAAAAAUAUCGAUUUUAUUUCCAAAAUGACUUGCUAAACAUAUUGUUAUAUGGUGAAGCAAAAUAAAAGACAGAACAUUUCUGCGUUUAUAAUAUCAAA
This is a messenger RNA of Sphaerodactylus townsendi, 3481 nucleotides long. RefSeq names its product patatin like phospholipase domain containing 3 (gene PNPLA3). Gene Ontology annotation, molecular function: triacylglycerol lipase activity. The record is from RefSeq and is a predicted model, not a curated record. Gene Ontology annotation, cellular component: membrane; cytoplasm; lipid droplet. Gene Ontology annotation, biological process: lipid homeostasis; positive regulation of triglyceride catabolic process; triglyceride catabolic process. The transcript is spliced from 9 exons. NCBI's taxonomy places the organism in Eukaryota, Metazoa, Chordata, Lepidosauria, Squamata, Sphaerodactylidae. Bases 135 to 1631 code for a protein of 498 amino acids.